Molecule: messenger RNA, 1773 nt
Organism: Dacryopinax primogenitus
Lineage: Eukaryota; Fungi; Basidiomycota; Dacrymycetes; Dacrymycetales; Dacrymycetaceae
Exons: 6
Coding region: 53-1675 (540 amino acids)
Source: RefSeq, a predicted model, not a curated record
CAUCUUCUCUCACAUCUCUGCUGUGCUAAGCAAUUCAAUUCACUGGUUUGCGAUGGUACGGUUCCCACGACUGCAAUAUCCUGUAACAAGAGACUAUUCUCUCGCAUUCACUAUUUUCACCUUCUUAGGGUUUGGCUUAAUUGGAGGGUUACUAGCCGCCAUCAACUUCGCUGCAGAUGGCUACCAAACAUUGACCGUAAUUAGUUCCGACUUCAACUCAACCCAGACCUUUUGGUACGACAAAGUAGUACCGUCUUUCCUUCUCCCAUCCUCUGCAACGAAUCGGCAAUGUCAGCCAUACACAUACCAUGUCGGUGAUAAAUUUCGAACAACAAACAAGAUCUUUAAUUGGGUGAUUAGCAACGUUCUGGUCGAAACUGACGGUGCAGGCAAUUCGAUGCCCGGAACGAUACACAGCGCGAUGCCGUACUCGAACGUCCCACUCGAUUAUUGCGACGUGAUGGAUAUCCACAUAAAUGCUGACCUCUUCCUACGUCGCGUUACUGCAAGCGUCGACAUCCUCUGCGAGAUGCCAAUCCCACUGGUAGCGAACACGCUUAUCUCUUCCUCGGAAGUCGACACCCGAGCGUCGGUGAAUGAAGUGCCGUGGCUGACAACAUAUGGGUCGACGUUCGAUUAUACUCCUCAGCUGAACGUAUCGAUGGCAACGAAUGUGCUUGGAUGGGAUCUGCUCAUCGGCAUGCAAGCAGAAUACGCCGGCAGCCUGGGGAAUGCCCCCACGCUCCUGGAGACAAAAUUCGACUUCCGAUCAUACACCGAUGGCUACUGUCCUGCAAUCUUCGUCGGUACAGGAAAAUGGUGUUCGGAGGCAGACAAUUCCGCCCUGCCUAUUUUCACCGUUGACGCUGGCGACUAUGUUGGCUUCGACAACUUUACGGUUACCGUCGAGCCCGCAGGGUGGGACCUGUCGGAUUAUACGAUCAGCAACCCCGUCUACUGGAACCCGAUCCGGAAUUUCAUACACGCGACACACGCAGCCGCGCGUGCAGAUCUAGGCGCCUUCAGGCCAAGCAACAUGUUCCAGAACCUCUCCAUGAUGCCCCUGGCGGUGAACACGACGGGGUACCUCGCCGCGGAGGGCAAGUUCGUCCAGGUACCGCUGUACGCUGCUGAGCUUGUCCUGACCGGACUGGGGGAGAAUGGGACUUUUUCCGGACUGCCUAUGCCACCCGCUAAUGGGACGCUGAUCGACACGAGCUACGUGUGUAACCGUCAGUUCCUGAAGAACCCCGCUGCGCUCUUCUUUGCAAUCACGUCCGGUACGCUGUCUAACAUACUUGUCCUGUGGGGAUUCUGGAUGCUCCUAGCAUCCCGGCACGUCAAAGCUGGUAACCCACCGAUGAACACAUGUACAUAUCACGCACUCGAGCAAACCCCAGUGAAAAGGUUCACGAUCGGCAGUCUCCCCCGGUCCGAUCCGAAGGACUGGACCUAUGCGCGAGCGUCGACUGCCAGUGACGAGCCUGGGUCAACCCUGAAAUCGCCCUGGGACGAGUUGGAACUUGGUGUACAUGUAGGACAUCAGUACCCGCCUCCGCCAAGUUGGAUGCUCCAACUUCCUGGGGUGAACAGGAAUCAGGGGAGCUAUGAGAGUGUGUUGAUGGAGGACCUGAGCCCGCCGGGGGGGAAGAGUUGGUCUACCAAAUCAGCUUAGAUGUAUGCGGUGGGGAUGGACUUGAGGGACAAUCAAAUUCGGUAUGUAUAGUGUACAAUGUAUGUAGUCGUAGUCGUAGGGUGUAUUGCGAAUUUCAC